ACAGGUCAGAACAGUUCAAUCACUGCAAGCAAUGUACAAGCCCGACAAAAUAACAGCUCCAGUGUCAGUGCUUUCCAUGAAAUCACUGGAACAAUAUCCAAAACAUCUACGGCAUUAUCAAGUGGGAAGACAUCCUCUUCUCAGUCCGUGAUGAGUACAACCAACCCUCCAAACAAAACCAAUUUUAAAUAUAGCACGUCAGCAUUACUUCAACCCACGUCAUCUAAGCUUCCAUCAACAUCUUCUUACACAGUAAGAAAUAUACGUGCCGCAUUUUCAUCUUACUCUCACACUCCUACCAAAAGUUCAGAAAUGUUUAUAUCCUCUACUUCCGUGGUAAGCUCUUUUGUUUUUACAACUUCUUCUAAUUUUAGCUUUCCUACCACACUCACGUCUUCCACUUUUCAUAAAGUCAGCAAUUCGUCGUCAACUGAUAGCUUAACUUCCUCUUCAAGACGCAGCAAUUCUGUACCAGCUACAUCUUCUAUUAAUUCAUCUACAGCUGAGUUGUCUAAUACUACAUCACAUUUUUCUCUUCCAUCUGCAAUGUUUUCCACAUAUCAAGGCGUUCAUUCAUCUUCAACUCAUUUAUUGUCUUCGCCAAUGGAAGGCAAUGUUACUCUAACUAUUCAUUCAUCCACAUUAAUAUCCUCUUCCCCUCCAAGGAGUUCUUCAUUUUCUUCUUCAACGUUAUUUCCAAGUACGCUCACUCUAUUUUCUACAAGUAUGGUUGUUACUAAAACAAUUGGGAAUACCACCAUAACGCCGUCAAGUCGUGAAUUAUCUGCGGAUCAUUUAAGUUCUUUUACAAAGGAAAUACCUUCCACUUCGUCUGUAUCUGCAAUGUUUUCUACAUCUCAAGGCGUUCUUUCGUCUUCAACUAAUUUAUUAUCUUCGCCAAUGGAAGGCAAUUCCAAUCUAACUAUUCAUUCAUCCACAUUAAUAGCCUCUCCCUCUCCAAGAAGUUCUUCUAUGACCUUCGUUCGUCCAACGCCAUCACAGAAACAGACCUUACCUACCAAAUCAAGUGAAGCAAAGAUCUCUUCGAGUACUAUCACAAAAAUGGCACCAUCGAGUGCUGCCAAUGUACUGAACUACAUCUUCCUAACGUUCGAUGGAAAACUGAUCGUAUCACCAAAGUCUUCAUACAAAGCGGAAGACAUUAACUUCAAGGAACUUGCGGGUUCUAUUGAAAGUAUUUUAGAUAAGGCCUUACAGCAAGUCAAUGAAUACAUUUAUUCAAAAAUUUUGAUUAUUAAACCGCGAGAUGAUGAAUCGAAGUUUGUCUGUACGUUCAAAGUAUUCUUAACAAAGCCAAGUUCAGAAACAGCUGCUACUCUGCAAGAGAAGAUAAAUAAAUACAACGAGACUAAUGGAUUUGGCGAGUUCACAUUACAUUCGGUGGAAACAAGUGAUGCCAGUAAUCAGCCAUGUACUGAAGAAAGGUUGUACAUGUGGGCAAUUAUUGUCAUUGCCGCAUUAGGAGUCCUAUGUUUGCUUUUUUUAGCGGCAUUCAUCUAUGCGCAGGUAUGUAGAUUCGUGACUCUGCAUCAUUCAAGCGAUUUUCAUAAUCAUUCUAAGAAAAAUUUGGAAUUAAACAAUUUUUUCUUACUGUUCUCACUUCUAACAUAUUAAUUUAAGAUAACUUCACAGAUUACAACAAAUUCUGAUAUGGGAUUGGGAUCUUUUAAUCCUCCAAAUACACUUUGUAGUAUCUGUUCUAAUUGAGAAAAGGUCAUACUUUUCACUUUUAGUUUGAGCUCUGAACGAAAAACAGCCUAAUAAACACAAAUAAACGUAUACCGAUCUUCUGAAUACAAUUUUCCAAAAUACAAAUCAUACUUGAAAUAGUGAAGGGCGCCAUUACCAUACAUGCAUGUAUAGUCUCGAUCACAUAUGUUACAGUGCGUCUACAGUAAGUAGGGCCACUUAGAGAACACUAACCAAUCGCAUUGCAGAACAAAAAACAAAUAUAAUCAAACUAAAGCUCGUUCAAUCAAAAGAAAGCUCCAGGAAGCCAUUAACUACAGUGCUUACUUUUCAAAAUUCUUAGUUAAAAUCCGUAAAAAAAUCGCAUAAAAUCCUCUUGUAAUUUGAAAUAUAUGUCAAAUAAAAUAAAAAUUCCCUAAAAACGAUGCCAAAAGCCACUCUGGUGUUAUAAAUACUGCAUAUACACUUCAUGUAACAACAGUUGAUUAUUUUAUUUAACCUGAACCACCUGAACUUCAGGCCCUGACGGCUUACCCUACGAUUUUUGAUUGGGGUUAUUAAAAUAAAAUUAUUCUGUUUGUUGCUUUUUUCAUUAAAUAGUAUACACAAUGUUCCAAUUACCACUUCUUUACUUAUCAAGCUUCAUAAACUUCAGAGAAUAUCGUUUUAUUCUGUGCAAAAAAUCCGAAAAGUCCGUAAAAAAUUCCACAAAAGUUCGAAAGUCCAACAAAAAUUAUCCCCGGACUUUUGAAAGUACGAAAGUCCCAUACACUUUUUUCGAGUGAUUUGCCCCUCGCUCUUUUCCAGCUUCGUGUUAAUCGCGCAAACAAAGAAAAUGACACUAAACGUCAUCUUCCACUAUCUCGGCUUCGCCAGGCUUUCUUGCCAUUCUACUUUUCUUACUUUUUCCUACUUUUUUUCAACUUUCCUACUUUUCCUAGUUUUUAUUAAAAAUUGUUUGAUUUUCAGAAUCAUAAUCAAUAAAUUAAUGAAGAUCUAGAGAUUCCAUUCAUAGAUGAACGAGUACAAAAAAUAUAGUGAGCACCAAAAAUUCACACAACAUCCCCAGCAGAUAUCUAAUAGUCCACCCCUUACUCCAUAUAUCCUAAGUGACCAAUUUUGUAUAUUUUUGUGUUAUUUGCAUCUCAAAAACUCCUACUUUUCUACACAUUUUCCUACUUUAUUCAUACUUUUCUUUAAAUUCUAGUCCUACUUUUAUCCUACUAGUUUUCUACACAAGGAUGCCAGAAAGCUUGGCUUCACUCUUUUCAUCCGAGUUGUCGCUCCAGGUGUAUAUAGAGCUCAUUGCAAUGGGCUCGUUGCAUCAUAACAAUCAUGACAAUCAAGCAUUCAUUCACAAUUAAUUUUAGUGAUCGGAUUGUUGUACUGCUUUUUGUUUCUUUGAAAAUCCAUGACUGUUCUCCAAUUUGAGUAGUAUUUUGAGGUUAUGCAUGAGCAAUAGACAAUUCCCAUCACAGACUAAUUUUAGAACGAGCAUACUAAAAUUAGUUAAAUUGCAAAGUUUGGUUACGAAAUGAUGUAAAAUGCGGAUAAUAUAGAGCCCUGCAAAGUUUGCAAAUUUUGUAUACUUCUGUAUUACAAAAGUAUACAAAAUUUGGAACUUUGCAAUGUUUCCUCAUUUUACAACAUUUCCCAACCAAACUUUGUAAUUUUACUAAUUUUAGUAUGCUCUUUUCUAGCUGUAGUGAUUUAUUUGCUUGCCUAGUUUUAAAAUUAGUCUAUAAUGGAAAUUGUCUAUUACCUUUUACAUUUAGGUUACCCUCAAUCAACAGAAUAAGAAAAUAAUGUUCAUUCUAUUUUAAUAUUAUACAGUGUACUGCAGUGUUAAAAUCUCGAAUGGUCGUUUCCAGUGUAGUUAGAGAUGAUAGCAGACAGCUAUGGUGUGAAGAAUAUACAACUACAUACCUAACAAAUAUAAGCAGAACUUCGGCGUUUCGAGAAAAGCCUUUUGUCGGGAAGUUAUUAACUUCAUGUUAUAUUAACUUCCUGACAAAGUGCCUUCAAUCGAAACGUCGAGUUUCUGCUUAUAUACUCCGGGAAGUUGUAAAUGCUGUGUAAAGGAUUUGAUAUAUCAAUAAAUAAGAAUUGGCGGAUGGAAGUUAAUUUACUUGAUCUUAUAUUUUCGAUCAACUCAGUCUGCCCGCUCUGAAACCUACCAAUCAGUUGUUAAAAAAUAUAGAAACGGUGAUAAGAUUACCAGAUGAAAAAACUAAGGUUUCUCUUUUUGUACUUUAAUUUGAUAUUUGUACAUUUUUGUUUUUGAUACGACUCGUUAUUCUGAAUUUGUAGAGAAAACUGAAAAAAUCAAGAAAAGGAAAUCAUUCUUCACCCAACCAUGCCAAAAACAGCGACAAAAGAUAUAGUGAUUUCUUUCCGCCAGUGUUUGAUGGUAAUGCUGAAUCUAAAAAUGUUCCAUUGCAAUUAACAAGCGUAUCAUCCACUGAGUCUAAGAAACCGCUGAAAUUUAGUGACACCGUUGACACUGAUUCAGAGCAGGAUGAUGAAAAUGGGAAAAAAUCUGAUAAAAGCUUCAGUGGGGAAGAUGAAAAAGAGGACAAUAUGUUGGACGUUCAGGUACUAUUACUUCAAUUAAACUAAACUGACUUUACUUACAUUCUUAUAUAUGUUUUUUGUUAUUUGAAAAUUUUGAGCAAAAAUUAUUUAGAGAUUUUAGAGCUGACCGGAAGCAACUAGGAAGCCUUCCCCAAGGGAUUAAACCUGCGGCCUAGCGAUUCCAGUGCGACGCUCUGACCACCGAGCUACCAAGUCUUGCUGCCAAGACUCAAACACAAGCUCGUGCAUAUACAGUACUGCAUUCCAUUAAGAGUUAACCACAAGAUUGCUGUCGAGCGGUCUAUGGUUGUAAUUACAUGCAUUCAUUAUGGUCACCUAAGCAUCGGAUUAAUAGGAAUCCAUCUGCCUGAAAAAUACAAGGUUCUCUUCGACGUUUCGAGCGAAGGGAAUUUGUCGGAAUUAGUUGCAUCUCUAUCAAUCCGAAGCUUUCUAAUUAUUGCAACAUGAGCUCCACCUUUGAAUUUACUUUGAGUUUUUCAAGUUUUUUUAAAAAAAUAGUUUUUAAAAAAGUUUUAAAAAGUUUUAAAAGAGUUUUGAAAAGUAAGAAAAGUUUAAAAAGUUAGAUUUUUAAAAAAGUUAAAAAAAAUUAAAAAGUUAAAAAAAAUGAGGGUUAGGGGUUAGUGAUUAGGGGUUAGUGGUUAGGGUUGGGGUUAGGGUUAGUGUUAGGUGCCGCGAAUUUAUUAUUAUGAUAAAUUCAAAAUUUGCCACGAAUUUAUUAUAAUGAUAAAUUCGGACGUGUUUAAGAAUUUACUCAUAUAGUAAAUUCAAAGGUGGAGCUCAUGCUGAAUUAUUGGCACUAUACUUAUUCACUGGAACAGACAGUUCAAGAUUAUAUCACAGGUCUAAAAUAUGUAUAUAACUAGGGUACCUGCAAGGUAGGGAUUGCUGCGGGCAUUAAAAGCAGAUAGAACUACAGGAAACAGCACAAAUUUUAUCAAGCACAUUGAUUACUCGCAGCGACUAGUGAGUUGUGAAUGGAACUGAGAAGAAGCAAUAUAUAUUGAAGUAGCAAAGACCAGGGGUUAAUGUGCAAUCAGAGGUAACAGAUAUUAAACAUGUGCGUCUCAUUGACAUACAGGUAAAUUAAGAUCAGAUUUCAUAUCAAGUCUGUUUACUGCUAGGCGCAUUUACCACAUUAUAUAGACUAUAUACACAGAUUUAUCACACUAAGAAACCAAAACUUUAUAAAAAUAUAGAACUGACAGUGGCCAAAGUCCAAAACAAAGUCCAAAGCGUAACAUUAGACUUGAAAAAGCUUUAGAAAUUCCGUAAAACUGCGAAGACUCGAGCGAGUUUAAAAUUUGUGUUCUGCGCAUAGAAAGCGCGCACGACCACAAUUCCAUGCGCUAAAUAAAAUUUAGUUCAAAACCCCCUCUAUGCAUGCAUAUAUUAGGCUGCUGCUACGCUCGCUCGUUUCAGGCUCGCUCGCUCCGCAGCAAUUAAAAAUUUUUGCUCGACAUUUCCAUUUAGUUCUAUAUCAAGCAAGAUGACCCAAAUCUCGAGUGCAUUAUUUACAGAAUAAGCUAGACAAAGUCUAUGCAGGGAAAACCUGCACUAAACAUUUGUUAUACUAGAUGUUCUAUCAGUUCUUAAUACUGUAGUCUUCCUCGAGGUCCAGUAAGGGCGAGCCAGGUUUCCAUAUGGUCGUAAUGGUCAUAAAGAUGGAGUCACGGUCUUUCUCAACGGUCAGAUUAUAAUGGCUUUUACUAGUAAACCAUAGUGUAUUCAGAAUACUUAUGAUUUAUAUAUGGUUUACUAGUAAAAGCCAUUAUAUAGAGAAUCUCUAUUUGUAGUCACUCUGCCUAUUUCCAGUUUUGUAUGCAAUAAUAUUAAUUUAUUCUUAGAAGAAUUUAUCCUUAAUUGUUAUAGUUUUCAACCUUUUGGCCAUGGGCGUACGGGAAGGAAAAAAUUAGGGGGGUGGGGGCGGAAAGAAAUUUGCCCGACCUUUUCGGAUUGUGCCCGAGUUGUCAAAAAAAAUUUUCCUGAGAAACUUUCCAAAAUUGUUGUCGACGGGGGGGGGAGCAGUGAUUACGAAAAAUUCCUAUUACACAGGAAACCCUAGCUGGGAAACUUUCUGAAGGCUCUGGAACCCAGGGUAAUUACGUGGCAUAUUUCCCACAAAAUUGACAGAAUUUGUCCCAUUUAUUUUUAUAAUAAGCCAAUAUUGCCCGACUGUUAAGCGAAUAUUGCCCGACUGGCUUUGUUUGCCCAACAAACUAGGAGGCUGCCACCCCCCCCCCCCCCUCGCCCGGUACGCCCAUGUUUUUGGCCAACGUCGUGUUAUCAACAUAAUCCUCCUCAUUUGUGAAUAUAGAAACUAAUAUUUUAUGUAAUGUUUCCUUAAAUUUAUUCUUUGGAAAAUUACGUAAGUCACAUGGAAUGCUGUUCCAUAUUCUUGUACCAGUUCUGGAAAACUGGGAGCAAUUCAGUUUAUUAGUUAAACAUGAAUGUUUCACAGAAAAUUUUGUAUUAUAGUCAUGUAUGUCGUGAGUAUAAUAAGUAAGGUUAUUAAUUGAUAUAUGUAAUAAAGUUAUAAUAAAGUUAACCGUAACGCUUUAGUUAUAUUGAUAAUACAACGUUAUAUUGAUAAUAUAACACCCUAAGUUUAAGUAACGCCAAAAUAGAGUUAAGGUUCUAAUAACGUUUACCAUUGUUUCACGGUAGUUAUGUUGUACAACAAUUACAAAAUAGUAUUAGUAUUCCGUCCACGAUAGAGUCAUCCAUGCACUUGGGAUGUUGCUCGACUUUCGGAAGCGCCUCGUGUUGACGCUACUCUGGCUUUUGGUAAAUACAAAGACUAAUAAUUGUUUAUGAUUUUCUCCACUAUAUCUAGGAACAAUCUCAGUCUGGCAACGCUAAAUUGCAAAUUCAAGAUACUGACGAUGAAGACGAUCAAACAAAAUUCAGUACGUUUUCUCGGAAACGUUAAAGUAUAUAAGUAUGAAUGUAUGAUGAUGAACUUGUGGACUAUUAUAACGCCUAGCUUUCAGUCCGGCAUUAAUGAGGCUUAUUCCCCAGAUCUGUUUUUAACAUUGGUUCAUUUGUCAACGUGAGUUAAACCAUGUUGUAUUAAUUAAGUGGUGCUUUAUAGUUAAAGGAUGUAAUAGUGUGUACAUAGAAAUUAAAUUGCUGCGAUCAGUUUAUUUUGAAAUUAGAGGGAAGUUAUAUUAAGGUUUUCACUUACAGCGUAGCUCGGACUCCAUUAGCAGGAGUGGAGAAGUAUCAAUAAAACUACGAAUAUUACCAAGUACCAUUAACAAGUAAAACCUCGCACGUUGCUGGCUACUUAAGGCCAUGACACACGCGGCAAUUUUUUCUGCAACUUGCAAUGCAAUUUCGGAUUUAUUUUGUAGCUAUUUUGCAAUAACAAUAAAUAUCAGACGAAAUCGAUAAAUUGGUGUAAUAUGUAUACAAUUUUAUUAGAAAAAUUAGAAUAUAUAAAAAAAUUCACACACAUCAGGUUUUGGCAAUACAGAAUUAGCUUUAGAGUUUAGGGCCCGUUUUACACUAUAACGCCACGGCUAACAUUCCGUUAAAAAUUUACAACGACACGUUUCUAUAGUAUUAAGGUUAUAUUGUAUACACUAUAACGGAGUGGUUUGCCGUAGUGUACUAACUACGGACCACUACAUUUCCCGCUCUGAAUACAAAUCAAUUUCGUUAAAAAUUCACUACGUUUCUUAGUAUUGUGUUUACACUAACGAAGUGGUUUGCCGUAGCAUAUUAAAACUACGGACCACUAGGUUUGGCACUUCGGAUGCAAAUAGAGACCUUACGAUUUUAGGACGGCAAUGCGACGGUAACGGCUACCAAUACAUAGAUCAUUGAAAAGAAUUGAGUAAUUACAAUAGCCUAUAUGAAUAAUUUAGACAUUGUUCUCGCUCUGUUUACAGCGCCAAAUCACAAAUUUUCACGUCUUGAUACGACGGCUGCAUUCCAAGCCACUGACAAGUGCAACUUCAAACUGGGCCGGUUUAGCAGAACUUUUCCCAACCAUAAAACCCAUGUCUUCAACUUCCAAAACUGCAUUAAAUUCAUACGAUUGGGAUAAUAUACGACGAACUAUCUUUAUUACUAUUUAUUUGAAGGAGUUUGUUUUCAACUGGCCGUCGUCGUCGCGUUGCCGUCCUAAAAUCAUAAGGUCUCUAAUCACUAUUACGCGCCGUAGCGUCAUAGACAGUGUAACCCGGCCUUGAAAUCAUGAAGAACUGUUAAUAAAAUUGUGAAGUAAUUUAGAAGUGUUUUAAUUUCUAUAAUAACUUCACCUUUAAAUCUUUAAAUGCUUUUAAUUCCUGAAAUAUUUGGACUGAAAACAAUGACGUGCAUACCGGGCCCGCCAUCAAAAUGGUUUUCACCUUGUUAACUAUUUAUAUAUACUUCGUUAACUAUUAUAUACAAAGUUACUAUAUUUGUGGUAAUUGAGUAAGUCCAAGAAUUUAUCACACACUAAUCCCUAGUGUAAAACGUGAAUGGCUCACGUUCUGGAUGAUUCUACAAAACAACAGUUCUUAAAACCCAAGUUUCCAUUUGUAGCUACUAUAGUUAGAUCACAAUUCCUUCCCCCACCUUUCCAAGGAUAAUUAUUUACUAUAUAUAGAUACAUGGUAAGUUUGCGCAUGACCAAUUUGAUGAAUUCAAAAUUCUGUAAAUCCAGUAUCGAUCAUGUAUGGUAUUUCUCAGAAAUCUUACAAACUAUCCACAAUGAAAAUGCAAUACCGAUGAGCU
Molecule: messenger RNA, 9030 nt
Organism: Paramuricea clavata
Lineage: Eukaryota; Metazoa; Cnidaria; Anthozoa; Malacalcyonacea; Plexauridae
Source: the annotation of a GenBank genome assembly